Spodoptera littoralis (African cotton leafworm) is the source of this 4913-nucleotide messenger RNA. The record is from the annotation of a GenBank genome assembly. Lineage: Eukaryota; Metazoa; Arthropoda; Insecta; Lepidoptera; Noctuidae.
AACUAUCGUCAACUGUCAAUGUCAAAAACAUACGGUCAAUAUCAAGUGACGUUUUCUGUUUUACUGUUUUUGAACCGAUCAAUCAAUUUACUUUGCAAAUUUAUUUGCAAUCUCUUUUAGAGAUUUUAGAGAGUGAAAAAGUGUAAUGUAUUAAGAGAUAAAGGUAAACAAGAACAACAAGUUCUAUAAUGGAUGAAAAGAAAUCUAUCCUUCACGAACUGUACGUGUUUUCUGAAUGGAAACCAGAGCCUGAAUACAUACAAAAGCCUGAUAGUAUAUUACCUGAGAAUAUAUCAGCUCUUUGGCGAUGGGUGAACUUCCUGGGACCGAAAAAAAAUCUUCUUGAUGCUGUAACGGCACAUUUAGAAAAACAACAAAAGUGGCAUAUUGCAUUGGGAGAUGAGGGCAAAGUAAUUGCAGUUUUGACGGACAAUAUUUUGGAGAUCAGAACCAAGCGAUCUGAGUAUGCAACAAUUGCAGCUAGGACAACAGUGAGCCGAGAUGCUUACCCGCAAUGGCGAAAGUUAGUGUGGAGUCCCGACUGCUCUCUAGUGGUUCUGGCUUAUGGAAAUGGUGUAGUCAGCUUCUUUGAUCUGACUGCAUCCAACCUUUUUAACAUUCCUACUGAUUGCUCAAGACCAGGUGGCUUAGAAUGCACAGAUAAUACACAUGCUGUGGCUGACAUUAUAUUUAUGCCCCUGAGAGUGAAAGAUACAAAAUGGAACUGGGAGGUGUUGGUGGUGACGUACGACGGUCGGCUGCGCGGGUUCCUGGUGUCGCAGACGGACGCGUGCAAGCUGCACCACUCGUUCCGGUUCCCGGCCGGCGUCGCCGCGCUGCGCUACUGCGAGUCUCACUCCACCAUGUACGUCGCCGGGGUGCCUCGGGGACCUGCCAAGGCUUUCAUAGUCCGAAUGGAGCUGUCUCCGGACGGCACGAGGCUCGUGUGCCUGCACUGCAAUGGCGACGUGUCAGUAUGGCGCCUGCCUCUACUGAAGCUGGAGUGCCGCUGGGCGCUCGCCACUCAGCCCCACCACGACCUCAGGAACCCUCUCGCUGGAGACGAGAAGCCUGGGAACAAAAAGGACCUCACUGCAUUCUAUCCGGCUGACAUCAACUGGUGGAGUAAUGAGGAAAUAAUAGUAUCGCGAUUUAGCGGGGCAGUCACCAUUUGCGAUAUAGAGACUAUGGCUAAUAUUCUGGGGAAGAAGCCUGAAUUUUUCCAGGGAGCCCCACAGAUCACGCGCGCGCACGGCGGCACGGCGAUGGUGCUGGAGUGCGAGGGCCACGUGCUGCCCGCGCGGACGGCGCGCAGCGACCCCGCGAUGGAAGUAGUGAAGAUAGAAACCGAUUCUGAAGACACGAUGUUGGAGCUAGCGAAGGAGCUGAUCAAGUCCGUGCUGUACGCCAUCACGGACAUCGAGACGUUCCAACCGAAGCCGCGGCGCAUCACGGUGGUGUCGCGCGUGUACCGACUGCUCGGACUCAAGAGCACGACGCCCACGGAGCUGUUCUCGCGGAAGAUAGAGAGCGGCGCGUACGGCGAGGCGCUGGCGCUGGCGGACAGGUUCCAGCUGGACAGUGACCUCGUGUACCAGCAACAGUGGCGCAAGAACCCAGUCUCCAGCGACGCCAUACACAACUACCUGAGCAAAGUAUCGAAGAAGAUCUGGGCGGUGCACCAGUGCGUGGACCGGCUGCCGGAGAGCCUGCCCGCCGCCAAGGAGCUGCUGCAGUUCGGGCUGCAGCUCACCAACGACACCAUCCUGGCAGAGAUCAACGCGGGGCGCGCGGGGCGCGCGGCGGCGCUGGGCGCGGCCGACGUGCUGCCGCGCCACCUCAACGCGUACACCGCCGAGCUGCUGCGCUGCCGCCACGUCAUGCUCUUCUACCAGGAGAGGCUCCAGCUCUACGAGAAACAAUUGAAUAUCAGGUCAAUUUGGAGCUCGAACUGGUCGGAAGAUUCGAGCCCCGACAGUGAGACCGCGGUGGCGAGCGCGGGCGACGUGGCGGCGUGGUACGAGCGGCGCGCGCGCGCCAUCGAGCGGCGCAGCGGGCUGGUGUCGCACGCGCUGGCGCUGCUGCGGCCGGCCGCCGCCGCCGGCCUGCCGGGCCUCGAGCGCGUGCUGUUCCAUCUCACCACGCUCGACGUGCUCGUCUACGACGUCAACGUCGAGGGCGUCUCGCUCGACCAGCUCCAGAACAUGUCCACGCUGGAAGUGUGCUCCGUCCUCAUGAAGAUGUCCACCCCGCAGACGUUCGUGUCGGACUUGAAGCAGUUCGUGGUGCCGUACCUGAAGCGGUGCGAGAGUCUGUCCAAGUGUAACGACUCCUGCGUCACCGGACUCAUCGCCUACCUCGAGAGCAUCAGCGUGGAGGACCUCUCCCCCAUACUACUCGUGCUGCAGUCCCCCGCAGAGUUCGAGCUGGACGUACGCACGCACCUGGAGCUGGUGGAGCGUUGUCUGUUCGCGCACACUGGCACCGACCAACUCGACAAGGCGUGCGACCUACUGCACACGCUGCUCAAGGAGAGCGACGGCAGCAUCAGUAGCAGCUCGCUGGUGCGGCGCGUGCGCUGCGUGGAGCGGCUGGUGGCGGGCAGCGAGCGGCUGUCCGUCCGCGGGGUGCUGGUGCCGCCGCGGGAGCUGGUGCGCCUGCGCGACGAGCCGCAGCGCGCCGCGCAGCUCCUCACCAAGUUGGCGCGAUCGCUCGCACUCAGGGAAGAAAAACCAACACCGCAAGACUGGGAUAAGCUACUCAAAGACCUACUCGAGCUGCAGAGCACUUUGUUCUGCCGUGUCGCUAAGGAUAAAUGCUACGAGAUCUACGCGCUGGCGCUGCUGACGUCGGGCGACGCGGGCAGUAUAAAGCUGGCGCGCUCCGUGCUGACGUGCUCCCCCCUGGAGCGCGCGGCGCAGGUGCCGCACCCUGCCAGCGUGGCGCUGGUGUCCGCCGCCGCCACCGAGUACUUCAACUCCGCCAACAGCCUCGUCGACCCGGCCUUGGAGUUGGCCAAGGAGGGGCAGGUGCUGCAGCUGGCGGCUGCGCGCGCCAUGGCGGGCGGGGGCGCGGGGGGCGCGGCGGCGGUGGAGCUGGCGCGGCGGCUGGCGGCGCUGCGGUUCGCGCCGGCGGCGGGGCUGCUGAGCGCGGUGGGGCGCGCGGCGCAGGCGCACGCGGACGCGGCCACGCGGCGCCAGCUGCUGGCGGCGGCGCUGGCGCACUGCCCGGCGGCGGACAUCGAGGCCAACCUCCGCGACAGAAUGGCUCUGGAACUAGAAAGCCUGCAACAAAUGGGUGUGACCCUCAGAGAACACAGUAGUCUCAGCGAGCGGUGGCCUUCCACUGAUGACGAAUUUGCUGACGCCGUCACAACGCCUAUGGUGGAGAAAAAGGACCUGGUUCCCGCUCAAUCAGACGUGAAGAUUCCAUUGUUUAACUACUUACUGGACACUUUUCAGAAUAAGUUCGCUAUCAGCGACAACAAGCCGGCCGCGUCGAGCGGGGCGGAGCCGUCGGCGGCGCAGUGCCAGGAGUUCUACCAGUCGCUGUACCCGGAGCUGGGCGUGUCGCCCUGCUACUACAGAUACGAUCGCUUCUCCCUGCCCGACGCCACCGAUGGCCCCCUGGCAGUCGGACAGAACGUGCUCAAGUGGUUCUACAUUCAGAACUGCUUGGAGGAAGAGCUGGACUACAAGCUGCUGGUGUCGGGCGAGGCGGCGCUGGCGGAGCACGUGGUGGGCGUGCUGCGGCCCGACAACGUGGCGCUGCUCAGCAAGCUGCUGCGCACGCUGCCGCCCGCGCUGGCAGCGCCGCUGUCGCUGCCCGCCAUCUACGCCAAGUGGCUCACCAGGCACUUCUUCAGCGUGCCGAGUAACGCGCCGAGCAAGAAGUGGAUGCAGCAGUACCGGCAGUGCGCGAGCUACUUCAACAAGCUCGCCAAGCACGAGCUCGUGCAGUUCGUGGAGGACACCUGCUUCAGCGACGAGGCCAUCCAGCGGGGUCCCGCUUGCAGCGAGCAGUCGUGGGCCGCGGGGCAGGAGCAGUCGUGGGCGGGCGUCGGGCAGGAGCUGGCGCGCUGGGCACGCUUCCUCGACAUCCUGCACUCCGACACCGUGCAGCACUUGCUGCGCUCCGCGGCGCUGCCCGCGCUCCACGUCUGGCCAGAAGUGGAAAAGAGCCACGGCGACCCGGAGCGGCUGGUAGACUGCCUGGCGCGCGGGCUGCUGCAGGCCGAGCUCCGCGCGGGCGUGCUGGCGCGCCUGCUGCAGGUCCUGCACGUGCCGGCGCGGCCCGACCAGCUCCUGCAGCACGCCGCGCGCCACUGCCGCUCCGCCAGUGAUUCGAGGAGCCUGCAUUGUGAAUACGUGCACCAUCUCCUCGCCGACAAAUCAGAUCAAACGGAGAACUUAAUGCUCAUCAAGUUACUAUUGCAGCGUCCUGUACUUGCUGAAGAGGAGGUGAAUUGGCUCGCUGACAAUGUGGCCCCUGAAUCUGUAAUCAAUGCUAUUUGGGUUCUACUCCUCAGCAAAUCAGAACAUUUCAAGGAUAACAUCUUGAACUUAGCUCUUCAGCAUAAGAUUUUUCUCCAAAACCAUGAAGUAGACGAAGACUUGUUAAAAGAACUCUUAGAUAAUGGCAUGUUCAUAAAACUGGUAUCGUGUCCGCUGUACUCGUCGUUCAUAAAUUACAUAAUGUCGAAGCAGGCGGCGGGCGGCGAGGCCGCGGCGUACAGCGCGCAGUGGGCGGCGGGCGAGCUGGCCCGGGCCGGCCUGGCGGCCGAGGCCGGCCAGCUGCGCCUGGCCGCCGCCGGCCUGCCCGCCGCGCUGCGGGGCUUCUCGCAGGCCGUGGCGGCCGGGAUGGCGGAAUCCGCCCGAGCCUUUGCUUAUUGCAAAGAUGUCUUAGAUGAUUAA